UUUCUUUAUCGUUAAGUUGUUUUUGACCUUGCCAAUGGAUUUGACUAUUGUGCUACUUUACCUUUAGAUCAAUGCAGUUUAAUCGCACCCUUGGCCACGUACCUACCACACUUUCUCGUCUAAUUUAUCGAUCGUAUAGGUCCAAAAUUUCAGUGGGACUUCUCUGAACUUUGUGCGGUCGCUAUUUUGGAGAAAUGAAUCCUGCGUUCCGAGCACUUAGACGCCUUUACAGUCAACAAACAGCCUUAACGAUGUCACGUGCAGGACGGUUGUACAACAAAACGAAUUUGGCUGAGUCAUCAGAUGAGUUUCCAAAAAAUGAUUUUGUGAAGAUGAUGAUGUACCAUUAUCCAUUUAGUAUCAGAGACUCAAUACCCAGGCACGACAACGAAUUUACUGAGGUAAUUAAGCGGUUUGAUGAAUUCUGCUAUUACGCGGGGCCAGAAAGGGAACUCUACGUGGGUACAAUAGUGCUGGAUUGCUACCAAGUUAUCGCGUCGGCCGAGAAUCUGACGGUCAAAAAUUUGCGAUUGGCCAGUAUUUUAGCUUGGGUUUUUGAAAAUAUAACAACAGGUUUCAUAGUGGGCGAUGAUCUCCUGGACGGUCACGUGGUACGUUGGAAUAAACCAUGUUGGCACAAAACACUGCCCCCGAACCAAACCUCAUUCUUAGACAUCAAAAAAAUCCAAACCGGCUCCAUGUUGCUGCUCCGCAAAUACUUCAGUGACCAUCCAACUUAUCCCCAACUUCUGAACCUACUUUGUGAGGUGCUGUACCACACUCAUAUGGGCCAAAUUAUAGAUUACAUUUCGGAAGUGUUUAAAAAGACGCGAGACCCCGAUUUACUCAAAAUGGGGCAUUACAAACCGUUGGUGUUUUACAAAACAGGCUUCGUGUUAUACGUCGCUGGCCCACUUGGCGCGAUGUACCAUGCCAAUUUUGACACGCAUCCAUAUUUCCGUUCAAAGCACAUUUUUGAGAAACUCCAUCUAUAGACAGGCCCAGAACGACAUGUGGGAUUGUUUCUGCGCCCCCAAGAACGCCGGGAAGCCUCCCUCCGAUGUCGUUAACGGUAGAACGACUUGGAUUUCCGGACGUUCCUCGAGCAUUACGGUCGCGACAACGUCGAAAGCCAACGCAUCGUGUUCGAGAUUUUUGACGAGUUGGACAUUGUGGGACAGUUCCGCAAGUUCAGGCGCGACUUGUUGAGGGAAUGCGACGAACACGCGUCGACGGUAGCGCAUCCGGCCGUAGCAAAAAUGAUCCACGUUCUUGUUGAGAAGUACGUCAAUGUUCACGAAGAUUACGAGCUGUGAGAACAAAUGUUAUUGUCACAAAGCUUUUAUUAACACAAGUCAAAGUAACUAAUAAUACACAGAAAUAGUUAACGUACCUGCAAAAGAGAACUUUUCCAUGUUCUUUCAUCAGCGUGUGUGCCCGACAGUCGUGUGAUAUUAAUUAGAAUUACGUGGCAAUUUUACUGAGCCAGAUCCGGUCGUCACUAGUGUUUCGUUUACGCUGGGACAAUGGGAAAUCGGUUAAUUAUGGGUUUCUAAUUGGUUGAAAGGAAUGAAUGUUAUUAGUGGAACAGAUUCUAAUGAUCGAUGGGCGUAGUUAAAAAAAAUUAAGAUGGUGGGAACCCAAGCAAACCUUCAACGAGAUAACAUUCGGUCGGGGAUUAUCUUAUUACUCAAAUCCGAUACGUUACCUAUAGUUCAUUGUAAGCGUUUACAUGUUAUUUAUAUCACAGAUAUUACUCCCUAAACCUUACGUUAAUUAUGCAGGAAAGCUGAUGCCUCAACCUUGCCUUGCUUGUUUGAUUAGGUUGCGAUUCACUUUCCAGUAACCUACAUAUUUCCGGAUAAGUUUGCAUUUCCUGGUUAUUCCUGAGAAUAUUCCUUCCUUAAUUUGUUCUAAAUGAACAUCUUGAGCCGCCAGAGGGAAAUCAGUUCAUUUUUGGAGUGAUCGUUCGGUUGCUAUUUCUAAUUUCUUAGCUUUCUAAUUUCUUAGCUUCUCUUUUCAGUGGCAUGCUUAAGGUAUAGGGAGUUGUCUAUAUUCCGCGUUGUUGUUUCUUGGUACCCUUUAUCGCAUUUGUCAUCUUCCUGCGAUAGGAUUGCGACUUGGGGACUUCUUCAAUUCCUCAGAAUGUUGUCAGCGCGGACUCGUUCGUGAUAGGCACAGGGUUCUGAAUGGGCACUCCAUACAACCUUUAACUCUGGUCGUAACGGCCUUUUGAGCUCAGAAAGGCGCUUCUCUGCCUUAUCUGUACCAGUCAACAACACAAACAAACAAACAAGAGGGAUAGUGAGUGGCGCGGCAUAUAAAUAAUUUACGUUAAUUGAGCCUUUGAAAGCCAGAGAAAAUAUCGAUUUUUGUUAUUGGUGUGAUUGUAGGGCCUUUUGUGUGAGAUAGACCACUCUGCCUUUCAACUUUUUUAAGUUUAAUUAUAUGACAACUUACUACUCUAAUAUAAUUAUGCAAUAAAAGGGUAGUUUUUAUGCUCAAAAUUUUAUUUAUUCAAAACGUUUGAACAUACACCCUUUAGUCACAACUCCUCGAUCUCCAAAUACGGCUCUAAUAGACCAAUAUCUUCUGUAUCAUCCACAGAUCUUACAUUUUGAAAGUAUUCUUGAUGGAUUGGUGGAAUGAAUUGAAACAGUUCUUCCAUGUUCUUCUUUUUUUCGGCCGAAAUGGGAAGUGCAGAUUCAUGAAGAAUAGGUAACUCUAUGUUCUUACAAUCAGCCACUCGGCCUUUCUUUUUUGGAAGUAAAUCUAUUUUUUUAAAAGGUAGUAAGUCGUUUAAGCUUUCUUUGUAAAAUAUUUCAUACGGGCAGUCCUUUCGAAAUUGAAGCCAUUGCAUUUUCAACCACGCAACUGGUUCUCCAUCUGUAUUAGUUUUCCUUCGUGUAGUUGCUUUCUCCAACAGAUCGCAGGAAUAAAAAUCUGUUCUUACCAUUUUAUGUAAUUUAAAUGGAUUUUUGUGUUUGCAUUUUUGGAUUAUUGCAAACCAAUCUUCAGGAACAUACUUGAUUCGAUUUUUCGCAUAUUGCUCUAUAAGGCCAAAAUCCCUAUCAUUAGGCAAAAAUGAAUGCCCUGAUACCAUAAAUUUAUGGUCUAUUUUCUUAAUAUUAGUUUCAUUACCAGCAAGCAUUUUUAGCCAAAAUAAGCAUUGCUUUAGAUUCCGGUUUUGCCCCCCGCAAGCAUCACUAUAGGCAAUGACAUGUUCCGCGUUCUUUGCAUAGUUGAGGAUAUGUUUUCGAAUACACGAACCUAUUUCUUGAGCUCCUCGAGAAGAGAUAGUCUCGUCCCACGCGUACAUAAAACCACUUUCGUCUUCUGUCAGCUCAUGUAUGCCCAAAUUAUAGACAUACAUGUUUCUUUUAUAGUAAGCAAUUGAACACGUUAAAGUGGGAAAUGGAAGAGCUUUUUCCAAAUCAAAGGUAAAUGCAUAUGUUCGAGAUUUAUUUAAAAUGCAUACCGCUUUGUCAGAUUUGAGGGAUUCCCUGGCUUUUUCUGCUUUUCGUAAGUGCAAUUCGUGUUGAGUAUUAAGUUGUUGUCUUUCAUUGUCAUCAGUUGUUACAUUAAGUUUGGCUUUGAAAGUGUCACAUUUAACACAAGUGUCUUUCAGGGGAACGUGAAAAUGGAGAUUGAAGUCGCGAUGAAAAAUUUUGCGGUACAUGGCUUCCGAAACGGCAACAUUAUUCUUUUCAGUACACUUUUCCUUGUAGAGAUUGUACAUUAAGCGUAUGUUUAAACAAUUGUCUAAAUAUUUCCUGUUCGGAUUAUUGAUAUGCUGGAAAGCUAGAGAUGUGACUGCGUACGUCUUCAACAUGUUCUUCCGCGCUUGAUAGCCCGUGAUAAACGGCCAUUUGAUAUUUUGUAUGUGUCCAGGAAGAAUUGCUUACAUACUGUAACGUUAUUUAUAUAAAUUCGGGUUCGAUUUAUAUCAAUAUUUAUUAAUCAAAACUACAACACUAUAAAA
Molecule: messenger RNA, 3982 nt
Organism: Photinus pyralis (common eastern firefly)
Lineage: Eukaryota; Metazoa; Arthropoda; Insecta; Coleoptera; Lampyridae
Product: farnesyl pyrophosphate synthase-like
Exons: 4
Coding region: 195-995 (266 amino acids)
Biological process (GO): trans, trans-farnesyl diphosphate biosynthetic process
Cellular component (GO): cytoplasm
Molecular function (GO): (2E,6E)-farnesyl diphosphate synthase activity; dimethylallyltranstransferase activity
Source: RefSeq, a predicted model, not a curated record